CCGUCAUCGUCCUCAACCCAAAAUCCACAGUCCCCAUCUCCGAUCUCUUCUCACGCCAUGGACAUCCAGCGCAACACCUCCCCUUCCUCUUCCUCCUCCUCUGCCUCUUCUGUCGCUCCGAACUCUUUAACCGCCGUCGCGACUGCCACCGCCGCCACCGACGACCCGAUGCACUCCUGGUGGGAGUCCAUCUCCAAGGCCCGCACCCGCAUCGAGUCCCUCUCCUCCAUCCUCUCCAUACCUCUCUCUUUCCUCAGCGACUCCGACCGCCCCGCCCUCUCCCUCCUCUCCUCCUUGCCCGUCUACUCUGCCCUUUCCUCGGCCCUCGCCGACCCCCUUUCGGGCUCCGGCUCGGACCCCCUCUGCCACUGGCUCUACGACACUUUCCUCUCGUCCGAUCCCCACCUCCGCCUCGUCGUCUUCUCCUUGUUGCCCCUCCUUUCUGGUCUCUACCUCUCCCGCAUCCACUCCGAUCCCUCCCCGUCCCUCGCCGGCUUUGAGGCUGUCCUCCUUGCCAUUUAUUCUUCCGAAUGCAAGGCCCGCGCAGGCAAACCCUCGCUGAUUGCGAUCCCAGACCUCUCCCAGCCCUCUCUCUACCACAGUCCGCGCACCCGAUCCCCUGCGCCGCCAUCCCGUGCCUCUGCCGGGGUUUUGUGGCCGCCCCUUGAGCCACAGGUUGCGGUGAAGUCUACAAAAAGGGCCGCGAUAGUGGGAAUAGCUCUGGAUUGUUAUUAUAAGCAGAUCUCUCAGAUGCCUUCAUGGUCAAAGCUCGAGCUUUGCCAGUUCGUUGCAGCUUGGGCGGGGCAGGAUUGCUCCUGCAGGAGGGAGUUUGAUGGUGACGAGGAAAAAGUUGAUGGGUUCAGGGCUCUGGAGGAUGGGAAUGGCAUUGAGAAUGAGAUAGAGAUUGAUGGGUUUGUGGAGGAAGUUAGGAACUUGGCAAUUGAAGAGAAUGGUGUGAAUCUGGAGUCAAAGGGUGCGAGAAUCCCGCUCCCUUGGGAGCUUUUGCAACCUGUAUUGAGGAUCUUGGGCCACUGUUUGUUGGCUCCUUUGAACGCAGAGGAAGUCAAGGACGCUGCUUCGGUUGCGGUCAGGAGUUUAUAUGCAAGGGCUUCUCAUGAUUUGGUUCCCCAGGCAAUCUUGGCUACGAGGAGUCUCAUUCAGCUCGACAAGAGGGCGCGAGAGGCUGCAAAAGCGGUUGUAGCUGUGGCAGCUGCAAAUGCAUCUUCGAAUGCUAACACGCCGAGCAAAGCUAAGAAACCUGAGAUUCUUUUGGUGUCCAAGUGACAAUUAUUUUGGUUACUUUUGCCAGUGUUGGAUGUUGUUGUGUAGACAGCUCAAAAUCAAACAGUUCACUGAGCAUCAUGUGUUGGUUCUUGAACUGGUAUGUGUGUAUUGAUAGAGGUGAGAAGUUCAUCUGCUGAUACGUAGGAAUGGGGUUCUACCCCUUAUAUUUCGUUCUGGAGAGUUUAUGAUCUUCUGCUGUGCUUGGAUGCACUUCCUUGAUGCUUGGCAAAAUGUUUUGUCUGUAACCCAUGAAAUUGUCUCUUUUUGUCCAUCAUGUUGUCAUGCUAUGUGAGGAUUAUGCCAAUGUGCUGGGUGAUUCUUCCUUUUA
Molecule: messenger RNA, 1612 nt
Organism: Rhodamnia argentea
Lineage: Eukaryota; Viridiplantae; Streptophyta; Magnoliopsida; Myrtales; Myrtaceae
Exons: 1
Coding region: 58-1284 (408 amino acids)
Biological process (GO): protein localization to plasma membrane; phosphatidylinositol phosphate biosynthetic process
Cellular component (GO): plasma membrane
Source: RefSeq, a predicted model, not a curated record